Glarea lozoyensis ATCC 20868 is the source of this 525-nucleotide messenger RNA. RefSeq names its product ATP synthase D chain, mitochondrial. The transcript is spliced from 4 exons. Lineage: Eukaryota; Fungi; Ascomycota; Leotiomycetes; Helotiales; Helotiaceae. Bases 1 to 525 code for a protein of 174 amino acids. Gene Ontology annotation, molecular function: proton transmembrane transporter activity. The record is from RefSeq and is a predicted model, not a curated record. Gene Ontology annotation, biological process: proton motive force-driven ATP synthesis.
AUGGCAGUAGGAAGAAGCGCCGCCCUGAAGCUCGACUGGGCCAAAAUUGGAACCUCCCUUGGCCUCCGUGGACAAACUGCCGCCUCCCUCCAAUCAUUCAAGAAGCGCAACGAAGAUGCCCGACGCCGAGUCCAGCAACUUUCCGAGUUGCCAUCGAAGGUCGACUUCUCACAUUACAAGUCGGUGUUGAAGAACCAAGCCGUCGUUGACGAGAUCGAGAAGCACUUUGCCAGUUUCAAACCUGCUACAUACGAUGUUGGAAGACAGAUCAAGGCCAUUGAGGCAUUUGAGGCACAGGCUGUGAAGAAUGCCGAGGAGACCAAGGGCCGUGUUGAUUUGGAAUUGAAGGAUUUGGAGAAGACAUUGAAGAACAUCGAGGAAGCAAGACCGUUCGAGGAGCUCACUGUGGACGAAGUCGCAGCUGCAGAGCCACAAAUCGACGAGAAGACCACCCAACUCAUCUCCAAGGGACGAUGGCAGGUACCAGGAUACAAGGAGAAAUUCGGCGAUCUCUCAAUCUUGUAG